AUGGAUGGACAUUUAAACUCUUACUCAGCAGCGGGCAGCGAGGGCAGCAUCUCCACCUCAGUAGCGUCGCUGCCACCCCAGGCGUCUGGCAGCUCGGCCCCCAGCUCCCCCAGCUCCAGGCGCUCCGUCAGCACCCUCAAGAAAUGGCUCACAAACCCGGUGCGCAAGCUCAGUACUGGAGCCACAGCUAAAGGGGACCGUCAGGUUCGAAAGCUAGAUGGAAAGUCCCCUCCUGUGCCCUCACACCCCAUUCAGGACCUGGGCAGCCCACCGCGAUUGGACGAGAGCUUCACCAUCCUCCCCAUGACGCACUCAAUAGAGUGGAAAGAUGGCCUGGCCAGCCCUGAGGACCUAUCUCCAGCGACACUCCAGUCCCCCACUGACUCCCUGAUUGGCUGCACAUCUAUACCAAACAACCAGGACACUCAGUCUACCAUGGUCGGACUAGAAGACCGCGCCUCAGUCAUAAUGGACGACACCUCCAGCCAGUCCUCUGCCCCGGCCGAGACCGAGGAGGAAAGGACAAGUGCCUUAGAGAAGAGCAUGUAUGUGCUAAAAGAGCUCAUUGAGACAGAGAAGCACUAUGUAGCAGACCUGAGCUUCAUAGUUGAGGGAUACAUGGCCACUAUGAAUACCAAAGGUGUACCGGAGGACAUGAAGGGAAAGGACAAGAUUGUUUUUGGAAACAUUCACCAAAUAUUUGACUGGCAUAAAGACUACUUCCUGGGUGAGCUGGAGAAGUGUGUAGCAGAGCCGGAGAGACUCGCCCAACUUUUCAUCAAACAUGAGAGACGUCUGCACAUGUACGUGGUGUACUGUCAGAACAAACCCAAAUCAGAGCACAUUGUGUCCGAGUACAUAGAAACUUAUUUUGAGGAGCUCCGGCUGCAGCUGGGACACAGGCUGCAGCUGAACGACCUGCUUAUCAAACCUGUGCAGAGGAUCAUGAAGUACCAGCUGCUGCUCAAGGACUUCCUUAAGUAUUACACCAAAGCUGGAGUGGACAUCGAGGAUUUGGAGAAAGCAGUCGAAGUGAUGUGCUUUGUGCCAAAACGGUGCAACGACAUGAUGAAUGUGGGUCGUCUGCAAGGCUUUGAGGGGAAGAUCACAGCACUGGGCAAACUGCUACUACAGGACACGUUCAUUGUUACGGAGCAGGACAGUAGCAUCCUCUCCAGAAUCAAAGAGAGACGGGUUUUCCUCUUUGAGCAGCUGGUCAUCUUCAGUGAACCUAUUGAUAAGAAGAAAGGCUUCUCCAUUCCUGGAUACAUCUUCAAAAAUAGCAUAAAGGUGAGCUGCCUGGGGGUGGAGCCCCUUGUGGACGGAGAGGAUGCACGCUUCGUCCUGACAUCACGGAACCCAGAUGGAAGUGUGGUGCGCUUCCAGCUCCAAGCCGCCUCCCCUGACACCUGCAGGGCCUGGGUCAGCGACGUGAUGCAGAUCUUAGAGUCACAGCGCAAUUUCCUCAAUGCCUUACAGUCCCCGAUCGAGUACCAGCGCAGGGAGAGCAAGUCUAACAGCCUGGGCCGCAGCAUGAGGCCACCUCUGUCUGCCACCUCCUCCCUGAGGCCACACUCCUCGGCCUCCAUUGACCGCCACAAGUUCCCCUCUCUGCAUUCACACAACACGUCAUUGCCUGCGCUCUAUCUGCCCAGCCAGACCCAGGGCUCAGCAAACACUGAGACGUUUGCCCUGCGUGAGCCCACUUUAGUCCAGCCGUGCUCUGCAGACUCCCACACUGUUUCUCUGUCACAUGUCCAGCUGGGCUUCAAUGACCAGUCCAGUGUUCAAGCUGUAUCAAACGGUCUCUACUCCUCCAGCUCACAAUGUGCACAGCAGAGGGCAGCAGAGAGUUGUCGGAGGGGGCCGCUCUGUGAUGCUGGUUCUAAUGUGUCAGGACCUUCAGCAGGACGGAGACCCAGUAACUUGGCCCAAUUGACCGAAGACUAA
Knipowitschia caucasica is the source of this 1950-nucleotide messenger RNA. NCBI's taxonomy places the organism in Eukaryota, Metazoa, Chordata, Actinopteri, Gobiiformes, Gobiidae. The record is from the annotation of a GenBank genome assembly.